UGAGCAAUUAUCUCGCCCCCAACGACACCGUUUCGACUCAGAACGACGAACACCCACCCACUUCUUGUGUUCGUCAAUUUGUCACCCCGCCUACACGAACGCGAUCUUCUUCUUCUCGGGUCGCCCCCAGAUCUAUCUCUUCACUCGAACCAGCAGUAUUUUUUGUUUGCAGAAAAUAUACACUUCUCAGUUCUGACAUUUCUUCAAUUUCAGAUCCCUAAUUCUUCUGUCUCAUUUCUAGCAAGAAAGCUCCUGAAACUCCUAAUUGGAACCCUGGAUCACCCCUAACAAUCCCGUAAGAUCGGACCUCAAGAUGUCGUGCCUAGCCCUCUCUCUCCAACCGGCUAAUGGCUCCGACAUCCUCCUACAAACCCGGGAGUGGUUUCCUCCACCACGAGCCCUCGUCGCCCUCUCCGCCUUCCGCCAAACCCGCCUUGCCUUCGCCGCCACUAAACAUCACCACCACCAGCAACAAAAGCAACAAUCAUCCGCCGCCGCUUCGGAUUUUGAUUCCGACGCUGCAACGGUGAUCGAUUCAAUCGGAGAUGACCCGCUGGCGGCUUCCAGCGGGCAGGUAAUUGUGGGCGUGGAGAGUAAAUAUCGUGUGGUGUACCGACUCGUCAACUCGAUCUACGUUCUCGGGAUCACUACCGCCGACCAGGAUAACUCCGUCAACGUCUUCGAGUGCAUCCACAUCGUUAACCAGGCUGUGAGCGUGAUUAUCACAGCCUGCCGAGGCGUCGACGUCACGCCCGAGAAGCUCAGCCGCAAGUACGCCGAGGUCUAUAUGGCGCUAGACAUCGUCCUUCGUGGGGUCAGCAACAUCCGCCUGGCUGCCAUGCUCGCUUCGAUGCACGGUGAGGGAAUCGCGAAGAUGGUACAUUCUGCGCUUGAUACCGAGAACAAGAUUCGGGGCGCUGACAGCUGGGCCUCCCUGGAGGUGCACUCGGCCGAACACCUGGCGAGCGUUGAGGCAUUCUCCAGCGCGCGAUUCGAGAUGCCGCCGGAGACUAUCGCAGCCGGGGAUGAGGUUGCCAUGAGCUUGGCACCGGUCCUCCAGGCGGAGCAGCCGGAUCAGCUGAAGUCGGAGGAGACAGAGGCGGAGAAUAAGGAUCCGUUUGCUGCGAGUGAUGCAGUCAGCAAGGAAGAGGAACUGGUGGGUGGGUUCAAGAAGAACAGGGAUCCGUCGGCCACAGACUUGACAGUGGCGCUGGCAGGACUAGAGGUGACGACAUUGCCGCCGGCGGAGGCAACUCAAUCCACCCAUAUCAGCGUGGAAGGAUUCGAAGGAGAAUAUGGUGGGAUUGAAUUCAAUAGUGACCAAGCGUCUCUAGGAGAAACUUUUGAGGCAUUUAGUGAUGCCUGGGGUGGCGGAUUGGAUCCGUCAGAGUUUAUGGGACCGAAGAAGAUACCAAAGAAGGAGGGGCUUGGUGGGCUUGAGCUGUUGCAAACUGGAGACAGUGGUGCUGCUGUGGAGGCUAAGGCUGCGGACGGAGCAGGGGGAGGUACCCUUGAGAAUCUUUUGGUGAAGAAAACUGAAAUGAAGGGUCCUGAGAUGUAUAUUUCCGAGGAGAUUAGCGCAGAGUUCAGGGAAUCGUUGCUUGCUAGAGUUGGGUUAAUGGGUGUGGUUUAUCUUAGAACCUUGCCCCCAGCAUCUUCUGGCGAUAAGGAAACUGAGUUUUCAUUUCGAGUUGAGGGUACUAGUGGCGUGAAGAGAUUCGUAAUGCAGGAUUCUCGUGUUAGUAGCCUAGGAAAUGGGAUGUUUCAUGUCAGGACAGCUCCGUCUGAAGAGCCUUUACCGAUUUUGAAGUAUAGUUUACUGCCUAGAUUGACGCCAUUGCCUUUGAGAGUUCGUUUAGUAAAACGUCAUAGUGGGACUUUACUUUCUGUGAUGAUACAGUAUGUUUCAAAUCCAGACUUGCCGGCACCUUUAAAUGAUGUUACAUUCGUUUUGAAAUUGCCAGUUGAUCCUACAUUAUUGAAAGUUUCUCCAAAAGCUGUAUUAAAUAGAUCUGACAGAGAAUUGAAAUGGCAUGUCCCUGAGAUUCCACUUAAGGGUACUCCUGGAAAGCUGCGGGCAAGGAUGCCUGUGGAUUCUAAUGAAAAUGAUGGUGGAGAAGAGAUGGAGUUUGUUGGUUAUGUCAGAUUUUCUAUACAGGGGGCCACAACGUUGUCUGGUUUAUGUCUACGGCCCUGCUUCUGAGGGUAAGACAGACUUUUACGAGGUGAAUCACAGGUAUGAGAGUGGCGUUUAUAUGUGCAAUUGAUUUGUGAUUAUAUGGAUAAUGAUUUACAGAUGUGAGAUUUUUUUUCAAGGGAGCAUGUGGUUUGGUUGCUCUUGUAACAUUCUUUGAUUUCCAGAUUGUAACUUUAGGUCACGAAUAUUUUGAAAGCUUUGAGUCAUCAAUAUUACUAGCAACUGCUUUUCCUUGAUAUGUAGUAAAUUUUUUUCAUUGUUC
Carica papaya (papaya) is the source of this 2459-nucleotide messenger RNA. Its product is annotated as muniscin carboxy-terminal mu-like domain protein. NCBI's taxonomy places the organism in Eukaryota, Viridiplantae, Streptophyta, Magnoliopsida, Brassicales, Caricaceae. The record is from RefSeq and is a predicted model, not a curated record.